AUGCAGGAAAAGAGCAGUGCAGGGGAAGAGCGAUACAGGAAACGAGCAGUGCAGGGAAAGAGGAGUGCAGGGAAGGAGCGAUACACGAAAAGAGCAGUACAGGGAACGAAUGUUACACGAAAAGAGCAGUGCAGGGAAAGAGCAGUGGAGAGAGAGCGAUACACGAACAGUGCAGUGCAGGGAAAGAGCUAUACAGGAAACGAGCUGUGCAGGGAAAGAGGAGUGCAGGGAAAGACGAUUGCAGGGAAUGAACAGUACAGGGAAAGAGAGGUGCAGAGAAAGAGCGAUACACGAAAAGAGCUGUGCAGGGAAAGAGCGAUAGAGGAUAAGAUGAGUGCAGGGAAAGAGGAGGGCAGGGAAAGAGCCAUACACGAAAAGAGCAGUGCAGGGAAAGUGCAGUGCAGCCAAAGAGCGAUACACAAAAAGAGCAGUGCAGGGAAAGAGGGGUGCAGGGAAAGAGCAGUGAAGGGAAAGAGGAGUGCAGGGAAAGAGCGAUACACGGAAAGAGCAGUGCAGGGAAAGAGCGAUACAGGAAAAGAGCAGUGCAGGGAAAGAGGAGUGCAGGGAAAGAGCGAUACACAAAAAGAGCAGUGCAGGGAGAUAGCGAUACACGAAAAGAUCAGUGCAGGGAAAGAGCUAUACAGGAAAAAAGCAGUGCAGGGAAAGAGGAGUGCAGGGAAAGAGCGAUACAUGAAAAGAGCAGUGCAGGGAAAGAGGAGUGCAGGGAAAGAGUGA
Molecule: messenger RNA, 735 nt
Organism: Schistocerca nitens (vagrant locust)
Lineage: Eukaryota; Metazoa; Arthropoda; Insecta; Orthoptera; Acrididae
Product: axoneme-associated protein mst101(2)-like
Exons: 1
Coding region: 1-735 (244 amino acids)
Source: RefSeq, a predicted model, not a curated record